AGGAGCUACCUUUCCCGGCCCGGCUCCAGCCCACCGCCAGGCCAGAUCGCGUUUCCGCAGCUCCGGGCCUGUCUGGACGACAUGGCCCAGGACCGUCCCUCCUGCACCCUGGACCCCGACCACGUCCGGCGCCUGCUGCUCUCUUCCCGGGAGGCCAAGAAGUCCGCCUACUGCCCCUACAGCCAUUUCCCGGUGGGAGCCGCCCUGCUCACCGGGAACGGGCUGAUCUUCUCGGGGUGCAAUGUAGAAAAUGCCUGCUACGCACUGGGCAUCUGUGCUGAACGGACUGCAAUCCAGAAGGCCAUCUCCGAAGGCCACAAGGACUUCAGGGCCAUUGCUAUCUCCAGUGACUUGCAAGAUGAUUUCAUCUCACCAUGCGGGGCCUGCAGGCAAGUAAUGAGGGAGUUUGGCACUGACUGGGCCGUGUACAUGACCAAAGCAGAUGGUACUUAUGUGGUCAGAACUGUCCAGGAGCUGCUGCCUGCAUCCUUCGGGCCUGAGGACCUACAGAAGAUCUAGUGAAGGCUGGAGAACGCCCACAGCCCCGGAAGGGUUCCCACAGGUGUUUAAGAGACUGACACUGGAAAACUUUGGAAAGAUGCCAGCUUAGGGACACCUGCCAAACAGGUCCCAACCCUCCUGGAGCUGAGUAGAGAUGAUUUUUCCUUACAAUCCCAAGUCUGGCCUGCUUUCCCAGCAGCUGCCUGGGGUUCUGUCCUGUUCUGGGUGACUUUGCCGAUUAUAAACAUCACAGAACAUCCUGAUUCAGAAGAA
Messenger RNA from Chinchilla lanigera (long-tailed chinchilla), 774 nucleotides. RefSeq names its product cytidine deaminase (gene Cda). The coding region runs from base 82 to 519 and encodes 145 amino acids. Lineage: Eukaryota; Metazoa; Chordata; Mammalia; Rodentia; Chinchillidae. Gene Ontology annotation, cellular component: cytosol. The record is from RefSeq and is a predicted model, not a curated record. The transcript has 4 exons. Gene Ontology annotation, molecular function: zinc ion binding; cytidine deaminase activity.